GUAUGUGCCGUCUCUCGUGUUUCUAAGAAGGAGAUUGGCAAGGUUUUCAAAAAGAUAUUGAAAAUCCUAGAAACCAACGUGCAAUCAGUCUCGGUGGAGGAUUUCAUGUCUAGAUUCUGUGGCAACUUGAAUCUAAAUAUUGUAGUGCAGCGCGUCGCAAAUACCCUGGCGAGGCGAGCACUCAAUCUCAAUCUGGUUUCAGGUCGAAGUCCAGUAUCGGUUGCUGCAGCUGCCAUCUAUAUGGCCGCUAUAGCACUCGGCUUCCGCAAAGAUAAACGAGCUGCACUCAUUUAA
Protopolystoma xenopodis is the source of this 294-nucleotide messenger RNA. Lineage: Eukaryota; Metazoa; Platyhelminthes; Monogenea; Polystomatidea; Polystomatidae. The record is from the annotation of a GenBank genome assembly.